Myotis myotis is the source of this 1634-nucleotide messenger RNA. It is a transcript of the gene CCDC32, whose product is annotated as coiled-coil domain containing 32. The transcript has 4 exons. The coding region runs from base 138 to 677 and encodes 179 amino acids. The record is from RefSeq and is a predicted model, not a curated record. Gene Ontology annotation, biological process: cilium organization. NCBI's taxonomy places the organism in Eukaryota, Metazoa, Chordata, Mammalia, Chiroptera, Vespertilionidae.
GCCAGGUCGGCGGUGGUUGGAGGGUUUCCUGGAUCCGUCACUCGGAGGCUCCGCCCCCCAUUUCUUCCGGCUGCCGGCCACGGAGCGGAGCGGAGGGUUUGCGGGCUGCCCGGCAGGCAGUUGCGCUCAAAUUCCAAAUGAAAAUGUUUGAAAGCAUUGACUCUACAGCUACAAAAUCUGGCCCGGAUCUUUGGGCUGAAAUCUGUUCCUGUUUGCCAAAUCCUGACCAAGACGAUGGUGCCAAAAAUGCCUUCUCAGACUCCUUUAUGGAUUCUUAUCCUGCAAGCACAGGCCAGAGAGAGACCCCGGACUUUGCUACUGAGCCAGCUAUAAAGCCUUGGGCUCCCUUGCAGGAUUCAGAAGUGUAUUUAGCAUCUUUAGAGAAUAAACUGAGAAGAAUCAAAGGUUUAAAUCAGGAAGUGACUUCUAAGGACAUGCUUCGAACCCUGGCCCAAGCCAAGAAGGAAUGCUGGGAUCGGUUUCUCCAGGAAAAGUUAGCAUCAGAGUUCUUCGUGGAUGGACUUGAUUCUGAUGAGAGCACCUUGGAACAUUUCAAGAGGUGGCUCCAGCCAGAUAAGGUGGCCAUCAGUACAGAGGAGGUCCAGUAUCUGAUUCCUCCAGAGUCACAGGUGGAGAAGCCAGUGGCUGGGGACGAGCCAGCGGCAGCGGAACAAUAAAUUACAAGUAGACAGACAGACACAGAUAGACAGGUACACACACACACACACACACACGCUUGUGUGGAGCAGCUGUUUUGAGUCCAGAGCGAACAGUGGGGAGCUCAGUGGCAGUAUCAGCAAGGAGAAAACUGGAGGGGCAAAGCCCAACCUUCCACUCCACAAAGCAAACAGCUGUGGGUACCCGAGGACUUGCUUGGGGCUGGAAUGUGUGUCUGUCUUGGAUGAAGUGACUGACCCAGCGCACGCUACAUCAAAAUACCAGUUUCCUGUAUGUCUCAGUCUGUGAGACAUACAGCUUGCUUGAGCUGUGGUGGUGCAAGUGAGAAGUCUACUGAGAAUCUAGUGAAGGACCCAGAUGUAAAUGUAUUUGGAGCAGCUGAUGCCCUUGUGUAUUAUGUUUAAGUUAAGUGAGCCAUAUUUAUCCUUGCCUCUUCUGGAUUUUCCUACCUGUGUCCCAAGCAUUCCCUGGGUAACUUGUCAGGGGUGAGUGGGGCCAAGGAAAGUGAAGUCUUCCUCCUUAAAUCCAAGCCCCAUUUGGGGCUUCUGUAAGUCCAUAAUAAAUGUGAGGACUUUAGCAAAAGAGCCUGUGCUUUUCCUUUGAUUUGUUCCUUGUGGGGCAAAUGGACAAAAGAAAUGUGAAAAGGUGGGUGUUUUUCUGUGUGUGUGUGUGUGUGUGUGUAUGUGUGCGUGUGUGUGUGUGCGUGUGCGUGUGCGUGUGUGCGUGUGUGUGUUUAAAUUUCACUAGUGGUUUCUCCCCUAACUUCCUCCUGCACUUAUAAAGGGCUAAGUUCCAAAUUAGACUUGCAAAUAUGGUUUUGGUAUUUGAUACCACUGCUUGAAUGGUUCCCUGCUUGCUACUUGUAGCAGCUUUUUUGGAUGAGCCUGUGCUUCCCUCCUUAUUUAUGGUGCUGUUGUUCAGAUGGUGGUGUCCAUAUAAAACUUUUCUCAUCAGAA